Diorhabda sublineata is the source of this 862-nucleotide messenger RNA. RefSeq lists its product as uncharacterized. The record is from RefSeq and is a predicted model, not a curated record. NCBI's taxonomy places the organism in Eukaryota, Metazoa, Arthropoda, Insecta, Coleoptera, Chrysomelidae. Bases 61 to 804 code for a protein of 247 amino acids. The transcript has 5 exons. Gene Ontology annotation, molecular function: lipid binding.
AAGUAUAUAAUGAAUAUCUUGAUAUAAUCAGUGCAAACAGUGGUAAAAUAAUCGUCUACGAUGAAUAUCUUUUGUCGAUUGUUGUUUUUAUUCGCUCUAGUGAAAACAGAAACUAUAAACGUCGAUGAUGUAUUCCAAAACAUCAAUUUCGAAGCGAUUCCACAAGAUGUCGUUGAUAUAAUAGAGAACGAUAUUUCCAGGGUUUCCGAUAUUGACGUUUUAAUAAAUGAUUUUAUCGAUAAAAUCUUUGCAAAUAUACAAAAUCUGAUGAGGAAUAAUAAUAUGAGUACAAUUGACAUACCAGAUGCCCAUUUGCAGUUCGACCCUGCUGGUCAUCUCGAUCUGAGAAACGGAACUUUACAAGACUUAGACACGAUUUCACGAAGAGAAGAUGUACAUAUCAAAUACGAUUCACUGAAUAAAAAAGUCUCUCUAACAAUCCCAAUCAAAUUUGAUAGUCUUAAGUUCUUCUACGACAAUUACCAUGCUAAAGUUCUCUUUAUUAGUAUAUCCGGUUCAGUACACGGUUCUAUUGAGAAUAUCAAAGUUAAUGCUGAGCUUAGUUUUGAUUUUAACACGUACACUGCGUUUCUCGAUCAUUACGAUAUGAAAGAUUCGGGUAAAGUUACUAUCAAAUUUACUGGAAAUGGAGUGGUAGAUUGGUUAUUGAACGCAAUGACUGCCGUUGUGGAUAGUUUUUUGGGACAAGUUAUAGUGAACGUAUUGGCAAAAUUGAUAAGAGGAAGUCUCAGAGAAUUUUGCGAUAAAAUUAAUGAAGAUAUCGCUAAUAUACUUAAUAAUUAAGAAAAAGUUGCUAACGGUUAUUAUAAAUUUUGAGUAAAUAUAUUUGAAGAAGCGUUAA